GCGGAAUCCCGCAGCUGUGGAGUGUACAGGAAUCUCUUGAAGUUAUGGCUCCAGAAAUAUGAAGGACGCCGUCUAACCCGUCGAGGAGUUAGUUUACUCGGGUCGCUCUUCGCCAUGGCCUCUGUAGCUGUCAGCUUGGCGGCUCAGAGCAUUCAGGGGCAUCGCAAGUCCUUCUCCUUGCUCUUCUAUCGGGCUGUGCGGGACCUGAAACCGGUCUGGAUGCUGGAGGACAUGCGGACGAUGGAGACUUUUUACCAGGAGGAGGACGCCAGCCAAAGGAUUUAUACCCCGUCGGAGGCGUUACUCUACGCUGUAGUUCACGAUCACCAGGCGUACGCCCAGUACCUGCUCAGCCGGUACACCGUCGAAGCGCUAGCAAAGCCCGGGGAGCGCUUCUGCUGCUGCCCGUCCUCCGCCCCACACCUGGCCAUGGCUGUCCGCUACGACAGGCGCUACAUUCUCGGCCUUAUCUUACAGGAGAUCCACCGGAUACCCUUCGGGACCUCCUACACGGACCGAGCUGGGUGUUUUCACUUGGAGGACGGGAGAACCCCUUUACAUCUGGCCUGCGAGCUCAUGCGGCCCGAGGCGGUCGUCAUGCUUUUGGGGAACGGAGCGUCCCCGCACGCCCUGGACCAAAGUGGCUUGACGCCGCUGGAUGUCAUUCUGGAAAAACUCAGGGACUCCAAGGAGGUGAACGGCGGGGAGAGAAGGCAGUGUCUGGACAACCUGCUCAUGUUCAUGCCAAAGGUUCACUUUAAGAUGAAAGGGGCUCUGAGCAGAGAGCCGGAGCGCUGGAGCGAGGUGCUGGGUGAGGAGACGUACAAGUACCUGGCUGAAAGAAGCCCGGCGCCGCUGGUCCUUGCUGCUAUGCAGACUAUUCUGAAGCAGCUCAGCCCUGCGACCUUCCCGGACAGCCUGCAUGAGCUGCCCAUCCCCUCCUCCCUUAAACCACCGGGUCUGCCUGUGACACAGCGGGACAGGCAGAGGAUGGUGUAGCAUUAGUAUAACAUGAAGCAUGCUCCAGUAUGAAUAAUGUUCUAUUUUAGCAUUUUGUGUGUGUGUGUGUGUGUGUGUGUGUGUGUGUGUGUGUGUGUGUGUGUGUGUGUGUGUGUGUGUGUGUGUGUGUGUGUGUGUGCGCGGCUAUAAAGCAGUAACACUUAAUUUUAGGGCUGCACAAAUAAACACUGUCAGGAAACAAAUGAUUGAAUCUUAUCUUAAGAUGUGACUUUUAUCACACUGUUUGGCCCACUGAUUACAUUUACUUGGAGCUGGAGGUUGAUUGGACUGUAGUGGCAGUUUGAAGGGCAGCCAGCAGUGGGAAGACCAGGAAUAAACAGCCAUAUUCUUAAACCUUUUUACACAAAUUCGGGCAUUAUUAAACAGUUUAUUUGUCUUACCUCAUUGUUAAGUGUUACCUACUGAUGCUAACGUUACUGCUUUUUAAGCCACUGUAUCCUAUCAGAGGAGUAGACCAACGCCAGUCAACCGUCUACAUGAACUCUGCUAAUCUUGAUUUUAAUUUAUUUGGGUUUUAUUUAACAGUAAUGUUCAAGAAAGGGAUCGUAUAGAUCAGUGAUCUUCAACAGGGGGUCCGGGACCCCUAGGGGGUCCUCAGAGUCAGUGCA
Messenger RNA from Perca flavescens (yellow perch), 1628 nucleotides. Its product is annotated as ankyrin repeat domain-containing protein 9. Gene Ontology annotation, molecular function: protein binding. Lineage: Eukaryota; Metazoa; Chordata; Actinopteri; Perciformes; Percidae. The transcript has 2 exons. The record is from RefSeq and is a predicted model, not a curated record. Bases 115 to 999 code for a protein of 294 amino acids.